AUCAUCACUCUUCUCUUCCAAUUAUAUUAAGACUUCCACUCCCUCACUCAAUUCUUCUUCUUCGUCCUUCUUUUUCUAAGUUUGAUUUUCAAACCAAUAACACACGUAGCGGUUGAAGAAAAAAGAUAGAUGGAGUACUCUUGCAGCUGAAAUAUUCAUUGUUAAGUUUAUCCCGUCGUGUGAAAAGGUGAAGUUGACUAACAAGCUAAGGCUGUGUUUGUCUUGGUGUGAAAAGGAUCAGGUGUUGAACUGUGGUUUCCUGAUUUGCUACGCCAGCCGCCAUCUCCCUCUCCAAACAACUCCUCUUUUAUAUUUAAUUUGUCCCCUUCUCCCAUUCACUCCUUUAGCUUCAUCUGCGGUGAAGAAGAAGAAGAAGUUGAAAAACUGACGACAACUCCAAACCUCGAGAAUAUGGAGUCUGAGACUGUAAGCUCAAAUGGGGAAUUCACAGAAGAAUUUGAAGACAAAACUGCCCACAAAAUCAGAGUUUCUGAUCAUAUAUUGCAAUACACCAACCCAUCUGAUAGCUUUGUUGUGGAGAUGGACCGCUUUUCUCACCUAACACAAAAAACAAAUUCACGAAUUUCUAGGAGUCUGGCAAGAAAAGGGUCAGUGAAGAAAACCAAUCAUCAAAAUGCAACCAAUGAGAAUUCCAUCAUCGCAUCUUCAUCAUCACCAAGAGCUGCUUCGCACGUGACUGCGGGGGCGGCCGCCGAUUCCCCUGCGGCUGCUCUGCAACCCCUUAAUCAGAUAACCGUCGUUACCGGCGGCGACAUUAUCGGUUCCUCCCCGACUGAAAGAAGAAUCGGUGACAAGAAGUUUGGUUUCCGGCGCCUUCCGUCCUCUUCUUGGACCCUUCAUCCCAGAAGGAUCCUCCUCUUCUUUGCCACCUUGUUAAGAAGUAAAAGUGAGAGAAAAAUGCCACGUCAGGAAGUAAAAGUGAAGGAGUAGAAAAUGCAAUUCAUAGAACUCAUAUUGAUUAAAUUUUGAAAUUGUUGACAGGUCAAGCAUGGGAACCAUUUUACUGAUAUAUUUCACACUAUCCAUUGGCACCAAGCUUGGUGGAGAUGAAACUGCUCUUAAUUAAGAAUAUAAUGUUGGUCGAUCUGUGCCGUAAAUCUAAACCAACUGAUGUACACAUACAUAUAUCGAACAUAUACAUAUGUAGGGGUGGAGCCAAAAAACUUGCGUGGAAACAAUAUAGUACGUAGAAAAAAUUUAUCGUGUUAGUCGACAUUAUAAUUAAUCAUACUAUAUUAUUAUAUAUACCAUACAUAUUGAUAAUGAUUUUUAAUUAUACUCUGUGUAAUAAAGUAUGAAAUACAUAAUUAUA
This is a messenger RNA of Ipomoea triloba (trilobed morning glory), 1333 nucleotides long. RefSeq lists its product as uncharacterized. The coding region runs from base 412 to 951 and encodes 179 amino acids. The record is from RefSeq and is a predicted model, not a curated record. NCBI's taxonomy places the organism in Eukaryota, Viridiplantae, Streptophyta, Magnoliopsida, Solanales, Convolvulaceae. The transcript is spliced from 5 exons.